UCCGCGGAAAAAGCGUAUGCACGUCGUAUCAUUUUUAGACACGCGGAACGGCAAUACAAAAGCCUCCAGGCGACCCAUUGGCAGGUAAGGAAGGAAUUUGUGGAGUUAAUUAGCCAAGCACAGGAAAAAUAUUUUUUUCGCUCCGGACAGAGAGAAAAAGAAGUGGAGUAAGUAGCAGCUUUAUUGAGCCAGGAUAAGGCGGCGGCGGCUGCUGUUAUAGUUGUUGGUUCAGGGAUUUAAUCCAGAAAUACCAGAUCUUCUUGCUGUGCGCGACAUGGAUCGUUUUGAAGUUGUGAAGGAUAUCGGCGCUGGAAAUUUCGGCGUGGCGAAGCUCAUGCGGGACAAGAAAUCCAAGGAACUCGUUGCCAUGAAAUAUAUUGAGCGAGGCCCUAAGAUAGACCAGAAUGUUAUGCGGGAGAUUAUAAACCACCGCAUGCUCAGGCACCCAAAUAUUGUUCGAUUCAAGGAGGUGGUGUUAACUACCACUCAUCUUGCCAUCGUGAUGGAGUAUGCUGCUGGCGGGGAGCUGUUUGAGCGAAUUUGUAACGCCGGUCGCUUUAGCGAGGAUGAGGCCAGGUUUUUCUUCCAGCAGCUUAUUUCUGGGGUCAGCUACUGCCAUUCGAAGGCAGUCUGUCACCGUGAUCUUAAGCUGGAGAAUACGUUACUGGAUGGAAGCCCUGCACCCCGGCUUAAGAUUUGUGAUUUCGGAUACUCAAAGAGUUCUCUCCUUCAGUCACGGCCCAAAUCAACAGUAGGGACACCUGCUUACAUUGCCCCUGAGGUUUUAUCAAGGAAGGAGUACGAUGGGAAGCUUGCAGAUGUAUGGUCAUGUGGGGUAACACUGUAUGUGAUGCUAGUGGGGGCUUAUCCAUUUGAGGACCAAGAGGAUCCCAAAAAUUUCAGGAAAACAAUUCAGCGCAUAAUGAGUGUUCAAUACACAAUUCCCGACUAUGUGCAUGUGUCUCCUGAGUGCAAGCAGCUUCUUGCCCGAAUUUUUGUGGCCAAUCCUGCCAAGAGGAUUAAAAUUCAGGAGAUAAAGAACCACCCAUGGUUCAGGAAAAACUUGCCAAGGGAACUCAUGGAAGGUGCAGAAGCAAGCUACCGAUAUGAUGAUUCUGGUAGUCCUCCUCAGAGUUUAGAAGAAAUCAACAAGAUCUUAGAAGAGGCAAAAAUACCCCCUCCACGGCAGCAUACAGAUGAUCUUCUCUUAUGGGAGGAGGAAGAUGAGUUUGCACCAAGAAAUGAAGGAGAUCAAGAGGCUGAGGGGAGUGGAGAAUAUAAUGACUAUUAUUAUGGCUCCGACCAGCAUGACCAUGACCAGCAUGAUGAUCCGAAACACAAUGAUCCUGAACAUUGUGGCCCCAAAUAAGGUGGUUAGUAUUCACGAAGAAAUUUGGGUUGUGUACACUUAUUUACCUUUUUUUUGGGUCUUGGAAGUCUUGACCUCCCUAAUAACUGCAACCAUAAACUUUCUCGCUGAGAUGAUUUAUCCAAGUUUUCUAUUAUCCAUAACUUGGAGAAGGUUGCAAGGGAGCAAGCAUGUUGUUUUAUAUAAUCUAGGAAUGACUGUUUGUAGAGUAGGGAGUUCAUAUUGUCUAAAGCAAAUGUGGGACGAAAAAGGGCACAGGACAAAAAUUGGUCCAUAUUGCAUAUGAUAUGGUUUACUUGUUAUGGAUGGGAGACAAUAUGUACUAUAAAACUCUGUUCUUCUCAUUGUAACUUGGCUCAAUCAUAAAGCUUAUAUAUUUUAAAAGGUUUAGAUUUUGUA
This is a messenger RNA of Cryptomeria japonica (Japanese cedar), 1768 nucleotides long. Its product is annotated as serine/threonine-protein kinase SAPK3. The transcript is spliced from 9 exons. Lineage: Eukaryota; Viridiplantae; Streptophyta; Pinopsida; Cupressales; Cupressaceae. The record is from RefSeq and is a predicted model, not a curated record. Gene Ontology annotation, molecular function: protein serine/threonine kinase activity; ATP binding. Gene Ontology annotation, biological process: intracellular signal transduction; protein phosphorylation. The coding region runs from base 275 to 1369 and encodes 364 amino acids.